Aedes albopictus (Asian tiger mosquito) is the source of this 1077-nucleotide messenger RNA. Its product is annotated as salivary glue protein Sgs-3-like. Lineage: Eukaryota; Metazoa; Arthropoda; Insecta; Diptera; Culicidae. Bases 46 to 1026 code for a protein of 326 amino acids. The transcript has 2 exons. The record is from RefSeq and is a predicted model, not a curated record.
GGUAACCUUCACUGUUUACCGCUGCAUCCGGUGCAGAUUGAAAGGAUGAGAAAGUCAACCAUUGCGCUACUGCUUGUGGGUGCUCUUUGCUUCCUGGCAACGCUGGACGUGGUAGAUGCUGAGAAGCAAAGAUCCAAUGCGAAGGAGUAUGAGCAGAACCGUGGUGGCAGUGGUGGUGGAAGAGAUGACGAUUGGGACAGAUAUGACGAUCGCAAAAAGGACAAGAAGAAAGUAGCAAGCUCGAAAAAUAACCAUGGCUGGUCGGAUGACGAAGAGGAUGACUACGAAUAUGAUCCACGCGGAGAUCGGGACAAAAACUCGAGAAACGGCCAUUCGAAUGGUAGAGGAAGCAAUAACAGAUACAGCAACAACGAUUCCAAAGGCAGGAAGGUAACAACAAAGAAACCAAAAGUGACAACGAAAAAACCGAAGCCGACGCCUCCUCCGCCAAAGCCAACGAAGAAACCAGCUCCAACAACGACUAAGCGUCCUGUAGUUACCAGGCCACCAGUAUUUCCCACUGUAGGCUCCACGGAACAUGCCACAUCAACAUCUACGGUACCGUCCACGUCUACAACUUCUACGACGACCACAACUACAACAACGACGACGGAAGCUCCCACGACUACAACAACGACAACAACUACCGAGGCACCCACUACAACGACAACUACCACAAUGCCGACUACUACCUCAACCUUCCGACCGGUAACAACGACCUCGGCUACAAGAACAACAACCAGCGAUCCGCUGUCCGGAUUCGAUUUCGGCAUGCUGGUCGAUGGGUUCGAUUGGGAUAGCAUUUUCGGGAGCAAACCCAUCGGCAGAUCUACGACGACGACCGUGAAGCCAAGGCUUCCUUCAUUGGGAUUAACGCCCGGUUUGCCUGUAAUCACACCCGGAGGUGGUCGUGGACCUGAACCUAGCAGAGGAGGACCAAGUCGUGGCAAUGCAGGCAACGGAAAUGGCGGAAGCAGUAACAACAAUGGUGGACGCGGUGGUGGCAGUGGCGGUAGAGUAUUUUAGAAAACCGGAAUGUUCAAUUGAUUUUGAAAAACGAACUGUCGAAUAAAAUUG